This is a messenger RNA of Puntigrus tetrazona (Sumatra barb), 1835 nucleotides long. RefSeq names its product HEN methyltransferase 1 (gene henmt1). Lineage: Eukaryota; Metazoa; Chordata; Actinopteri; Cypriniformes; Cyprinidae. The record is from RefSeq and is a predicted model, not a curated record. The transcript is spliced from 6 exons. Gene Ontology annotation, molecular function: O-methyltransferase activity; RNA methyltransferase activity. Gene Ontology annotation, cellular component: nucleus; cytoplasm. The coding region runs from base 111 to 1289 and encodes 392 amino acids. Gene Ontology annotation, biological process: siRNA processing; piRNA processing; RNA methylation.
UCUUCCUGAAGAGCUAACUGUUACUACCGUCCUACAGAUUUCUGGCGCCGUCUCCUCGAGCAUGUGUUUAAUGAGCAUAGAGCCGAGCAGACCUGCCCGACACACUCACCAUGGCCACGCCGUUUUCUCCUCCGCUUUAUAUGCAGCGAUACCAGUUUGUUAUCGAUUAUGUGAAAACAUACCGACCUAAAAAGGUUAUCGAUUUCGGAUGCGCAGAAUGUUGCCUGCUAAAAAAGCUGAAGUUUCAUCGCAAUGGUGUACAGUUGCUAGUGGGAGUUGAUAUCAAUAGUGUCGUCCUAUUGAAGAGAAUGCACACGCUGGCUCCACUUAUAAGCGAUUAUCUACAGCCAAGCGAUGGGCCUUUGACCAUUGAGUUAUACCAAGGCUCUGUCACAGAAAGGGAGCCCUGCACCAGAGGAUUUGACCUUGUGACUUGUGUGGAGUUAAUCGAACACCUGGAGCUUGUGGAGGUGGCAAGCUUUUCUGAGGUGGUGUUUGGCUACAUGGCACCAGGUGCCGUGAUCGUAAGCACACCAAACGCGGAGUUCAACCCACUGCUGCCGGGCCUGAGGGGAUUCAGAAACCAUGACCACAAGUUCGAAUGGACCAGAGCAGAGUUUCAAACUUGGGCUCACCAGGUUUGUAGAGACUAUGGCUACUCCGUGCAGUUCACAGGAGUUGGAGAAGCUGCUGUUCACUGGAGAGCCGUGGGAUUCUGCACCCAGAUUGCUGUGUUCCAAAGGAAUUUUCAUGAAACCAUGAGCAAUGCUAAACGCAUGGAACCCUCAGUCUAUAAACUGAUAUACAAAGUUGUGUAUCCGAGCCUAAGUGAUAACAACAUCUACCAGAGAACUUUAGUUAAUGAAGUCUUGUAUGAGGCACAACACCUGAGACAGGAAUGGUUCCGCAGAAUGAACAUGGGCUCCAACAAUAACGCACACUUCUGUGCUCCUCCGUUAAUGGACGUACUCCAGCAUGGGGUUGAAGGUGGUACACGUGACUGGCGGCCUGUCUAUCAGCAAGGUGGCACUAUUUGCGUUCCUUUGACAUGUGUGUGGUCCAGUCCCAGAGUGAGAGCGCUGUGUGGGAGUGUGCAGCGUCUCAGGGAGGAACUGCUGGUGGACUCGCGAGUGAGGAUGAGCCCUGAUGGAGCGGUGCUAAACCUGCCUGCUGAGGAGGAGGAAGAGGAGGAGAAGGUGGUGGUAGAGGAGGAAGAGGAAGAUGUGAAAGCAGUAUCAGCUGUAGCAAACAACGUGGAGGAGGACUGGGAUGGGGAGCUCGGGUCUUAGUGAAAUGUAUAACAGAUCCAGAAAGCUUUGUAUGCAAAAUAAAAGAAAGAAAGAUGCACUUAAGAUGUUUUUUCUUUUGUGUAGAAUCGCAAGGACACAUUUCAAUUCCGAAACUGUGAUUGAUGGGAAGAGACGAUCAUAAAGCAUGUCAUUAAUAAAAAUGCAAAUGUGCGACACCACCUUUGAAAUGCGGUUUUAUUUAACAGUGCAUGGUUCAUACUUUACCAGCAUCGUAACAGAACACGUGGCAUGGAAGCCACCGUUGGUCAAAAGUUAGAACACAACAUUGCAAGACAGUCAAAAAAAGCAAUGUCACUUUUAAACGUCAGACACAGUACAAUUACAAGGACCAAAAACUUCACAGAAGAGAUAAAAGCCACCAUGUUUUUACAACAUGUAAAGUACCAGGACCUACUUACAGGAUAUGUAAGAGUAGUUAAGGAAACAUGGAAGGAGGGGGAGGGGGGAAGUGAGUCUUCACACAAUUUCAGUAUCACUAAAGCUCAAAUACAUAAAAAUAGACUUUCAUUUUGGCAGUAGAUCAAU